Messenger RNA from Bipolaris maydis ATCC 48331, 1855 nucleotides. RefSeq names its product glycosyltransferase. The record is from RefSeq and is a predicted model, not a curated record. Gene Ontology annotation, molecular function: aspartic-type endopeptidase activity. Gene Ontology annotation, biological process: proteolysis. Lineage: Eukaryota; Fungi; Ascomycota; Dothideomycetes; Pleosporales; Pleosporaceae.
GCAGUCAUCAAACUUGGCCUUUGGAGCCUGAUAUAUCAUCUGUGUCCGUCCCUUCGCUCGUUUGAGGUUUGCUACAGUAGUCAUACUUUCUUUGAUUCGACUCCUUCUCCGAUCGUUACUGUCACAUCAUUCAUUCGUUACAAGAUGCCUGACAACAAGGAUUGCGUAAUUGACGUUGGAGACGUCUCCUCUCCUACAAACUGCAUCACCGAAAAGCCCGCCCCCAAGAGUAAUUGGUCGCCAUCCCAAGUUAUUGGACAGUCAUCUUCGUGGAUCUCGGAAUGGACGCCCUUCGGCCUUGUCGUCUCCUACUAUAUUUUCUCCGUCUGCAUGUACAUGUAUUGCAGUGAUAGCCUCAUAGCUAUCUUCUGGUUUAUCUACAUGUGUACCAACUUCUACAUCGCCGGUACCACGGUGCUCGAGGCUUUCUUCAGUAUCACGCCCUGUCGCGAGGCAAGGGAAGUGGUUACUCAAGCCCAAGACAGAAAAUGGCACUUUCCUACGCCAGACAGCAAACUACCCAUCUUGGAUCUUCUCAUCGUUGCCUAUCUGCCCAACGAACAAGACAUCAUCAUGGACCGCGCUUAUUACGCGCUCAAGGAGAUUGCCUACCCCAGCGAUCGAAUCCGAAUUAAUGUACUUUACAACACACCAAAGCCAAUCGAGCCGCUGGAGACGGAACUGGCCGAGCUGCCACUGCGCUUCCCUCACGCUAGAGUUAUCAAGGUUCCCGGCUCGACAUCCAAGGCCGACAAUCUUAACUAUUUCUUCACGUUAGAUACGGGAUCAGACCUAAUUGCGAUCUACGAUUGCGACCACUACCCCCACCCCAACGCACCUAGGUGGGCGGCUGAACGAUUCAUGGCAGAGAAGGACGUGGAUAUCGUCCAAGGCCGGUGUAUCGUAUUCAACUCGGAAGACUCAUUCAUGACCAGCAUGAUAUCCGUAGAAUUUGACAAGAUCUACGCAGUAUCGCACCCUGGUCGUUCGACAAUGUGGGGCUUCGGACUGUUCUGCGGAUCGAAUGGUUAUUGGCGCACGUCUCUCCUUCGCGAUCUCAAAAUGGACGAGAGCAUGCUAACCGAGGACAUCGAUUCGGCGUUGCGGGCAUUCUCCAAGGGCGCUAAGACGGUUCAUGAUCUCAAUGUUACUUCAUAUGAGCUGGCCCCUACAACCUUUGCCGCCUUUUGGAAGCAGCGACUCCGAUGGGCUCAGGGAUGGGCUCAGGCCAGCAUGCGUCACAUGAAGAUGGUUUGGAACGGCGUCAAGGAUCCCUUACACGAGGAACAUGCCAAGCGGAGCUUCACAGCCCGGUUUGGUAUGCUAUCGCUGCUGCUCAUCCGCGAGUCAUCUUACUAUCUCGUUACACAAUACACUUGUCUUGUGGCAUCGUUCGUUAUCGUCAAGUUCCCGACCAACGGGGAGGAGCUGUGGAAGUUGGUCUAUUUCCAGUACCCUAUCUCACAGUGGCUUUUCAUUAUUAGUGUUAUUUGCUUGAUUGCUACCCUCUGGAUCACCAACCAGGUCAAGUCCGAGUUUGUGUCAAGGAAGAUGAUCAUUCUCUUCUCCGUCUUGUACCCAUUUUACCUUGUUCUCAGUGCGACUAUUGGUCUGUAUGGCCAUGCGCGCCAGCUUGUCAAGUACAGCUCUUGGAACCCAACAGCCAGGAAAUAGCCUGGCAGUCUGGACCUUCCACCUUAAUGAUUAUGUGCAUAUCGUCCCUCAAUGGGCUGAAGAGACCCGCCCUCUCUUUUCUUUUCUUAGGUAUAAAUAGUUACGCGGCUUGAGUAGAGACAAGGGCAAUAUUGGCCCUCAAACAUAUUUCCAUAAUAUCAAAAAUACUUCUUUUUUUCCG